Molecule: messenger RNA, 1068 nt
Organism: Vanrija pseudolonga
Lineage: Eukaryota; Fungi; Basidiomycota; Tremellomycetes; Trichosporonales; Trichosporonaceae
Exons: 5
Coding region: 1-1068 (355 amino acids)
Source: RefSeq, a predicted model, not a curated record
AUGCCAAACAGCGAGCACACCAUCUCGCUUACCCUGCUUGAGGGUACCUUCUCGCUCUAUAGCGUCAUUAUCACAGUAGUCGUUGGCAGAGCUGGUGAUCAAAUUAAUUCCAGCGCGCUCUCUCUGGGGGUCGACGGCCUGACUACAGGUCUGACCCUUGACCCCGUCGGCGAGUGGUAUGAUGCUGGAAACUAUACCGACCAUUGCUCGGGCAGCUCAUCGGACGUCGGCUGCCUGCACCCGGGGCCACGCCUCACGACAAACACAACAGGAGCUGGGUUGGGUUUCAGUCUGAAACCCGGCACCUCCGUCGUCCAGCUCAUUGGCAGGGUCGGAAACCUCUCGGGUGGAUACAUGGUUAUCGUCUCGUCGAAGUAUUCGCCGACCAAAAAGACGACCCUCAAUGCAUGGAACCCCUUCAGUGCCAUGCAGGACGACGUUCUCUACUCGUCUGUGCUAGACUCGACAAUGGCCCAUGGCCUGUCAAUAAUAUUUCUGGGUGGUCUGCAAAAUGCGACCUUUGAGCUGUGGGGCUUCAUCCUGGUCACCACCAUCCCCAACAACGCAACAACGGAUAUCACGUCGAGCGUCACAACGGACGGCUACUAUUCAGGGGGCAACAAUGGCACUGGCCAACAGAACGGAAAGACUACAGGAAGGCUCUCUCUCGCCCCCAUCGUCGGCAGAGUCAUAGGCGCUCUUGUCGCAAUCGGCCUCAUAGUCUUGACCAUUUGGUUCUUCCGCCGUCGCGAGCGCAGGAUUACGAACCUUCUCCAGGAGUUUGGAGUAAACAACGGCAACCGCCUGAACAUGGUCGAGGGGGAAGAAGCGCAUGACAACUCGCAGACGGCCCAACACUCUGCCGCGGUGCUGUCAUCGCCUCCUGGAGUGCAACAUCAAGAGGCCCACAUUACGCCGUACCUCCCCACCGACCGAACCGUCCGCCAGCGCACCCAACACGCGCGGCACUCGUCUGGUAGCAAGACAAACCAAUCCGAAUUGCGACUGGCACACCACUCGCACGACGCCGAGACUGUCGAGGUUAGGCUCCAGCGGUCCGUGCCCUAG